UCUGUGUAUUUUAUUUGCAUUGACUAGACCAGCUGUACUGAAGCAGCUUCCAGCAGGACACAAACCCAAACAUACAACCAGAGUUACACUUGAAUGGUUCAUACCAGUGUAGUUUCAGCGUCUGGAUUGGCCCAGUCUAAGUCCCAAUCUAAAUUAAUUCAAGAAUCUUUAGUGAGGCCUGAACAUUUAUGUUCACAGACACUGUCCGUUUUGCAGCCUUGUGGACAGUAAAAGUACCAGAACGGAUGUCAGCCCGUUAAGUUUAUUAGUUUAAAAUGAAACCCCACACAUAAAUGCUUGGGGAAAGAGAAACUCGGAAUUUGCAAAACAUGAUUAUUAAUGUUUCUCAAUUAGACUCAGGAAAUGACAGAAUUUUAACUGGGUCAUUCCACACACUUUGAUUCAGAUCAUUCCACUAUAUGGUUGGUUCUUUGUUGCUCUGCUGGAAGUUAAAUCGCCAUUGCGGGCUCAAGUCUUUUGAGUCAUCCAAAAGGAGAUUGGCCGGUGUUUAGAACGGCUCUGCCACCACAUUUUGACUGCAUUUGAGAUGCUUUGGCAUGACUUCAAUUAUGCCAUUCAUGUGGGAAAGCCCUCCAGUGUGGCCAUAAUAAAACAAUUCUGCAGAGAAGAGUGGGCCCCAUCACACUGAAGUAAAAGACGUAUGGCAGUCCCUGCUGCCAGGAAAGGCACAACCUGUUAAGAGAUGGGGGGAUUAGAUAGUCCUCCCAUCCCAUUUGCUUCAUGACAUGAACAUUUAAGUCUGGCAAAAAGCAAAAAAGAGGAUAGAUAUUACACAAAAGACAAAUAAAAGUUCUUAUUGGGAUUUUGUUAUUGAUAAACGACCAAUAACAAAAUAGAUUUUUUUUUAUUUUCAUGGGGCCUCAUUCAUCCAUCCCUUUGAGAACUGUGGCUCUUAAGAAUCAGCCCUCAGAACUUGUUGACUUAGCAGGAAGCUGUUUCAAUUGGGGAAGUAGGUAAUAAAAGCAAAUCGCACAUCUUAUCACACUUUCUUCUUCCAAAGACUGGUGCACAAGAACGUAGCCCAGUUCACCUUCAGGUGCCUGCCGGCCUCACCGCACCUGUCGCAAGUUAUCCUGAAAUGCCCCCUGUCUGAUCCAGCAGAUCAGACCCCCCACACGUAGAGAAAUCCAGGCCAAUCCCAUGUCGAGGAAUUAAAACAAAGUGUUGCUGCGCCGUCUCCCGUCUGUCUGUGUUUAUGAUCCGAGCUUGCGCACUGAGCGCGUCCAUUGUCUGGUCAGGAGCAGCAGCAGCAGCAGCAGCGGCAGCAGCGGCGGCGGCGAGGAGCGGAGAGGAGCGCCCGAUCUGAGCGCAGGGGAGCGGCUUCACUGUGACCCCGAUCUCCGGGGAGGGGGGCAGGAGGAGGAGGAGAAGACGUGUCCUCUGGUUGGAGCUCACCGGACCGGACCAGCGCUCGGUGACGACGUCAUUUAUUUCCAAGACAGACCGUCUUUUAUUUUUUUCUGGCGGUCAGACAGACAGCAACAGUUGUCACGAUGUCUGAGAUCAGAUGAGUGGAGAGCAGCGGAGUAAAGACUGCGGCGCUCCUGUGAUCCGCACCGGCCGGGGUGAUUCAGCCGUCUGAAGCAGCUGGGACAGCGCGGGGGAGCGGCGUGCAUCUGUUUAACCUUGCAGGGAUUUGGUUCGGCUCGGCAGCCACCCCCCCUCCCGCCCCCUCCGGUUGUGUCGAGGUUAUCUAUUUUAAUUAUAAUAUAUUAAUUUGUCUGAGGGUGAGGUGAAUCCAGACGUCAGGGCUGGCUCAUGUUCCGCUCGGCAGGGAAACGGGCUGUUGCGUCUGCAGAGAGUCAGAGCUGACGAGUCUGCUGAGACACACGGACAGACAGACAGGCAGGCAGGCCGAGAGACCGACAGGAACGAGGGGAGGGAAGGGGGGGCACAGCCUGUUUGGGCUUUCUCGACCCCUUUACGGAUCGAGCCACCCAGAACCCCCACCCAUUUCUCUCCCGCUUUGGAUGGGGGGGAAGCAGAGCACGGCAGGGCGGCCCCGGGGUGCUUUUCCCGGCGUCUCUUCGGAUGACAGCGCGGUGCCACCCUCGGCCCACUUUGGUCACUACCGGCCGAGCGGCACCAUGGGCCUGCGGAGCCGCUCGGUGAGCUCCGUGGCCGGGAUGGGCAUCGAACACAGUCCCGCCGUGCCCUUCGGCUUCUACACCCCAAGAGGGACGGACUCGGACCGAGCAGGAGGAGGGUCUGGGGGCACUACGGCGGCCCCCCACGGAACUGGCUACCAGGACUCUGGGGGCGGCGGGCAUCACACGGACGGGGUGCUCUAUUUGGGGUCCCGGGGGUCGCUGGCUGACACCUUACCCCUGCACAUUGCACCCCGCUGGUUCAGCGCGCACAGUGGAGCCAUGUGAUCAACAAACUGAUGCAACUUCUGACGGAAAAAAACAGAGAAGAUGACAGGAAGUGGCAGGAUAAAGUGGCGCGGGAUGUUUUUUUAGUGAAGUAACAAACCUAUUCACGUGUGAUUUUAACUUCGCUUCUUAUUCAAUGGAAGCAAUGCCAAUAUGAUAUUUAUUUUCCAACAUAAGUGGAAAAUUGACAAGGUUUUCACACAUUUGUAGUGGAACUGCAAAUGUGUAUGGUUGCUUUUUUCCAGAGAGACAAGUUGGUCAGAACUGAUGGGAAAAUGGACAGAGCUAAAUGCAGUUCAGUUCUGAAGGAGAAACCUAUUUGAGGCUGCAUAACACUUCAAACUGAAGCAGAGAUUUACUUUACAGCCAAAACAACCAGCAUCUAGCUUUGGCUGUAAGAUUUAGAUCAGAGCACAUUCAUGUGCUUGAAGGGUCCAGUCAAAGUCUGGGCAUAAAUCCAGUUGAGAAUCUGUCGCAAAAACUGAUGUUUACAGACACUCUUCAUCUAAUCUGACUGAGCCUGAGAUAUUUUGUAAAGAAAAAUGAGUAAAAAUGUGCAUAGUUGAUAUAGAAAUACUCCAAAAUGACUGCAGUUGUAUGUGAAACAAAAGGCAGAUUCACAAAGUAGAAUAAACCUGCAAACCACAUUAUUUAGAUUUUUAUUUUUAGACCUUUUUGAAGAGCACAUGUGAUUUUUCUUACACUUUACAAUUAUUUCCCACUAUUUAUUGAUCCAUCUUAUACAAGGUCAUUAAAAUACAUUGAAGUUUAGACUUUCAUUGCCAUCAAUUGUGAAAAAGUUUAAAAGGGAAUAAAUCUUGAAUCAAAACAUUGUCUACAGUUUUUUUAUGUAAUAAGAAUAAAUGAGAAAAAAAUGAAAUAAAAUCUCAUUCAAAUUAGCAUCUGUCAACAAGAAGUCAAAGAAAACCAGAAACCAGUAGGAAUCUGAUUAGAGCAACUCUAUCGGUAUCUGGAACAUAGCUGAUCAUUAAAUAGAUAUAUGUGGUAAUAAACAGUUUAAUUUGGGCCAACUAAACAACCAAUACUGUCUAUUAAAAACUAAAUGAGCUCAAUAUGAACCAAAAUAAUGGUCAGAGAUGUACAAGUUUCAGUCAUAUGAUGCAGAGUCCGGCUUCCAUUGGUUGUGCAAAUUUUCCAAGAAAUUUGCAUGUAAUCAUGUUAGUUAGAUCCACAUGACUCUGGUUAAACACUUGACUUUUUUUUAUCCCUGCAAAUGUGGCCGCGCUGCAGCUGGCUCCACUGCAAUCAAAUAUCCUGAAAUGCCCAGAAUAAAGUAACCAACCCACAUUAUGAACACCCUCUCCCUCCUCUCUCACAUGCACGCAGCAGGUCGGGCUGGGUCCCCAGGCUCUCAUUACCAAAGCCCUGACCGGCUCACAGCAGGAUGAUGGCAAGUCAGACGUCAACAUCUCAGCUGUUUUUGCCCUUCUUACAUUGCCUAGCAACUCUGAUGUGCUUUCAUAUCUAUGGAGCCAGAUAACAACUCCAGCGCAGAAGGGGUGGGGGGGAGUCAGUGGAAAAGUGAUGAAAUUAAGAAAGGUGCGCAUGUUCGAUUGCAAAGCUGAACGAAGGGGCCUCUAGCAAAUAAAUAAACUGCAGUAAGCAGCAGCGUGUUAAUAGCUAAGUCGCUUCUUUGAUUUACAGUUGGACAGCAGCCGAGGGCAUUUGUGGAUGAGCCCGGUUCCUGCAGAGUUCACCGGGUUAAACCUAAGACGUCUUAAGAUCUUUUAAUCCCACAUAAAAUGCAAAAUAAUACCCUUUUCUCCAUCACACAGCACAAAGGAUGCGAGGAUUACCGACAAUCCUGACGGGCCGAGGAGCUCCAGGUUCUUUAGAGCCUUCAAAACAACAAGACAAAGAUGCAAAACAGAAACACAGAGCAAAACAGGAGUAAUCCAAAGGCACUAAAAACAGACACAUGUAGCUACAAGGGGAUCCAAAGGAAAUGUAAAAAGAGAUAGAAGGCUUACAAAUCUAAAACCAUGAAGCAAACAAGAUAAAUGUUCAGAAGUAAACAUAAUUUGGGGAAUCGAGAUGAGAAAAAAAAAAAAUCACAUUUAGGAAAGAAGAAAUAGCCAGACCUUUGUAGAGUAGACCCAGAAAAACUAUGGCCUUACACUAUCUGCAAUGAUACCCAAAACAAGUACUAGCAACUAAUAACAAGCUUAUUGAUGAUAAACCACAGGAAGAUCAGCCCUGUUACAGACACAAUUAACAAGGAAGAUUUACAAUAGUUUCAGAGAGAUGCAUCACAUUGUAUUAAUUGCAAUACCUAUUUUCGCUAUGUUGUAUAUUAUUUUACCUGGUUUUGUUUUUAUUGUAUUGUAACUCUGAGAGCUACUGGUGAUUUUAUAUAUUUGUUGCACUUUAGUCCA
This is a messenger RNA of Poecilia latipinna (sailfin molly), 4792 nucleotides long. RefSeq names its product zinc and ring finger 1 (gene znrf1). The transcript has 2 exons. Gene Ontology annotation, cellular component: intracellular membrane-bounded organelle; membrane; cytoplasm. Gene Ontology annotation, biological process: protein K48-linked ubiquitination; proteasome-mediated ubiquitin-dependent protein catabolic process. Gene Ontology annotation, molecular function: ubiquitin protein ligase activity. Lineage: Eukaryota; Metazoa; Chordata; Actinopteri; Cyprinodontiformes; Poeciliidae. The record is from RefSeq and is a predicted model, not a curated record. Bases 1992 to 2396 code for a protein of 134 amino acids.